This is a messenger RNA of Magnolia sinica, 1740 nucleotides long. Its product is annotated as serine carboxypeptidase-like 18. Lineage: Eukaryota; Viridiplantae; Streptophyta; Magnoliopsida; Magnoliales; Magnoliaceae. The coding region runs from base 52 to 1518 and encodes 488 amino acids. The transcript has 13 exons. Gene Ontology annotation, molecular function: acyltransferase activity, transferring groups other than amino-acyl groups; serine-type carboxypeptidase activity. Gene Ontology annotation, biological process: proteolysis; secondary metabolic process. The record is from RefSeq and is a predicted model, not a curated record.
AUCAUAUAUGUUAUUCCCAGCUUAAGUAAAGUUGCAUAGCGUAGGUGCAAAAUGACCAGAGUAAGGUUGCAUGCAGUCUUCGCUUGUCUAAUAAUAGUGCUUUCUUCCCCUUAUCCAUGGCUUGUAGUCUCUCAAUCAACGGUUCGAUCUCUACCUGGUUUUCCUGGCCCUCUCCCCUUCCAUCUAGAAACCGGGUACAUCGGUGUGGGAGAAUUGGAUGAAAACCAGCUGUUUUACUACUUUGUGGAGUCCGAAAAGAACCCAAAAGAGGACCCUCUUGUUGUGUGGCUCACUGGCGGCCCUGGUUGCUCUGCAUGGAGUGGUCUUGUCUUUGAAAUAGGUCCUCUGUAUUUUCCAAGAGUCAGAUAUGAUGGGUCUCUUCCAACUUUGAAGUUGAGACAACACUCAUGGACAAAGGUUUCCAGCAUCAUCUUCGUGGAUUCACCUGUUUGGACUGGAUUUUCAUAUUCAAGUGGCUCAAAAGAUAAUAUAAUUGGAGAUGUAAAAGCAUCCAAGGAACUCUACCAAUUUCUAAGGAAGUGGUUAAUUGGUCACCCACAAUUCCUUUCGAAUCCUCUAUAUAUCGGAGGUGACUCAUAUUCUGGCAUAAUUCUUCCAAUUUUUGUCCAGGAAAUAGCAAAUGGUAUUGAAGCUGGCCAGGAACCAACCCUCAAUCUCAAGGGUUAUUUCCUCGGUAACCCUGUGACGGAUAAAAGAUAUGAUAGCAAUUCAGUGAUACCAUACGCCCAUGGGAUGGGUCUCGUAUCGGACGAACUCUAUGAGUCAGCUAAGAAAAGUUGUGAAGGAGAUUACAUAAAUCCAAGAAGUCCUAAAUGUGCAAAGGAUCUUGAGGCAGUGGAUGAGUGCACUUCAAGACUACAUAAAGGCCACUUUUUAGAGCCCGAAUGCCCCAGGGCAUCCCCAAGGCCAAACAAUAUGGUGAGCCACAGAAGAUCUCUACCGGAGAAAUCUGAAGAGCUGCUUCUCCCAGAUCCUAAACCCCAAUUUGGGUGUAGGGAAUAUGCAUAUUUGCUAUCCGAUUAUUGGGCUAAUGAUGAUAGUGUUAGAAAGGCACUCCACAUCCGUAAGGGAACAACCAGAGAAUGGAAAAGAUGCAACUAUGACAUACCUUAUGAGAAGAGUGUCAAAAGUACCAUAAAAUACCAUCUCAAUUUGACCACUCGAGGCUAUCUAGCUCUGAUAUACAGCGGUGAUCAUGACCUACUAGUGCCAUUUUUGGGCACACAAGCAUGGAUUCGAUCUCUUAAUUUCUCCAUUGUCGAUGAGUGGCGACCAUGGUUCGUGGAUGGACAAGUUGCCGGGGAGCGGGCCACACAGGUCCAGAGUACAAACCCAAGGAAGGCCUUGCAAUGCUCCAACGGUGGAUUUCUCGUCAGCCUCUAUGAUCACCUACGAUUUCGGAGCUUCAAUCCACAUGCUUUCCCUGCAUGGCUCGCCAAAUGCUCCAUUGUGCUUGUUAAGAGAGUGGCUCCAUCUGUGGCAUCUUCUAAUAGUUAAAAUACUAAAUUUAUGCAGAAUAAGUUAGUAUUAAUCACCCAUGUAAUGCUCAUGGUGAUAAAGUGUGAUUAUUACCAAUUGAAGUCACAUAAUUAUUCAGGCUAUAUUUGGAUGUAAAGAUCAUUGCUAUGUAAUAAAUAAAGUGAAAUGUCCAAUAUUUAACUGGACCAACUUUAUUUAGGCUAUGUUUGAAUAGAAUACUUGGGGAGAUCUAUAAAUUCA